Molecule: messenger RNA, 468 nt
Organism: Candidozyma auris
Lineage: Eukaryota; Fungi; Ascomycota; Pichiomycetes; Serinales; Metschnikowiaceae
Exons: 1
Coding region: 1-468 (155 amino acids)
Source: RefSeq, a predicted model, not a curated record
AUGACAAAAUACCAGAGGGGCGAGCUCAUGGAGGGUUGGAAUGACUGCCCAGACAUAAUGUUGCAAUCAAAUUCUAGCUCCGCCAGUGUUGGCUCACGCUCAAAGAGAAGAACCCCACGUGCAUUUUCAGCUAAUUCUUCACAGUCUAGUGUGAGUCAGGAGCCCGUCGUUGUUGCUCGUGUAUUUACGGCAGACGAACUUCGGCAAGCAAAGAAGGAUGCAGAGGAUUAUGUGGACUCCGGAAGCUUUAAGCCGGAAGAAAAGACAUUUGUUGUGGAUCGCCUCAUAAACGUCUUCGAUACACUCGAAGAGAAACACCAACAAUUUGUGGCUAAAAUUGUUGAUGGCUUGCUUAAAAAGCAAACGAAGCCAGCUCAAUUAAAGACCGAAGUGCUCGCUUAUAUGAUGGCGAACUCCGGCGUCAGCAGCUGGGCAGUAGGUCUCAGAAAGUUCGUUGAGAUGCAAUAA